AUGAGCAGUACAGAGGGCAAGGAAACUACAUUUAAAAGCCCGAAACACGCAACAACAAAUGAAAGAAAUGGUCAGAAUGGACCGAUUGUGUUUGAAGAUAUGAGAGGUUCGAAGAAGGAUACGUUUUUGAAAGUGGCUCCCAGUUUAUUCACGGCAGCAAAGCUGCCGUUGUUUGACAGCUUGGAUCUGUACACGACGCUGAUACGGAACAGUAACGCUUUGGAGCAGGGAGAACGUCUACGGAACCUCAGUUGGCGGAUAAUGAACAAGGCAAUGCUUAAGGAUCACGAACUCAAUAAAUCUAAAAAACGGGACGGUGUGAAAAACCUCUACAGGGUGAUCAACCCUGCUCAGAAUCCACAGUUUCCCGAGCACGGCCGACAAUCAAUGGAGAAACUGCAGCCUCUGCAAAUUAUGAGUGCGAUGAAAAGCCCCACGGGGCAACAACAACAACACUCACAACAACCUCACAGUAAUCACCACCACCAUCAACAUCAGCAUCACGCAAGUUCUAAUUAUCCUUCUGCUACUGGACAUAUUCCAGCAAGAGCCACAAGCGAUUUGCAGGCCAAACGUGGCGUACAUAGACCUCACGAACUGUCGUUAGCCCGCCCGCAGACAGGUCAGGGCAAUGUACGAUUCACUCUGGGAUCAGAUGGUGGAUCCAGAGUGACGUCCCCAGAGCCUCAUCAGCACCUUGUAUUGGGCGGCUUUGUUGAUGCUCAAACACCAGCUGGAAAGAAAAAGGACACCACCCUCCCGCGAACAAAUACCACGAAGGCUGCGAUGCCUGAAGAAACCGAUGAUACGCGGCCCAAAAAGCAUACAAAGCGUUUUCCACAUCAAACGCAAUCCACUAGCAGUUUGUUUGCUACUAGAAGUAACGACAAAGUGCCUCGUGGCACUGGUGAGCAUCAACCAGAUCAGAAACCCAAAUCUUUGUUUGGGGCACCACUUACGCAACCAAAAUCGACGACAGGCACUCAUUCUUCGCACAACGGUACUUUCUAUAGCAGUGACGAAGAAGAGUCUGAUUGGAACUCAUUUUCUGACGACUCCGAAGUGUACGACGAAGACGAAGAUGAGCGGUAUUACCAAAAACAAUGGGACAAACUUAUGUUUUCUCGCGAGACCAUCACUAGUAGGGGCACAACUUCACCGUCUUCGGACAAACAAGAUCCCAAACGAAGCCUACUUAGCGGGCUAUUUCUCAACGAGAUGCCCAAAAAGCCGGCUUUACCUAUCAUGAGUUCCGUGAGUGUACAACACCCGACGCUCGAAAAAAGUAGUGUCACUGCAGUUGGUGACGUUACGCCGUCAAGUUCAUGGAAGGGAGGCCUUUCCGCAAUUAAUGAAGCAAUGAUACACGAUAAAGCGGCCGCCACCCAUCCGCAUGGGCACCCUGGUACAAGUUACAUCUCCAAUCAACGCGGCAGUUUCAGCAGCAUAAUAUCAGAUUCCACACGACAGCGUUAUAAACACGAAUCCAACGCACCUCCAACGGCCCAAACCAUUUUGCCCACUGCUCUGUCCACGCAUAUGUUUCUACCCAAUAACGUCCACCAACAACGUCUGGCAAAAUCGUCGUUGUCAUCGUCCCCGUCAUCUGCAAAACCAGUACCUUUCAAAAGACGGGAAUCUAUGGAUAUACCUUCGAAAAGAAGCACGAAUUCAUUUUUGAAGACUCGGGUGGAACUGUCUGAAGAGCAAUAUCUUUCUAGAGCAUUGAGUGAUCGCCAAUAG
Lachancea lanzarotensis is the source of this 1743-nucleotide messenger RNA. RefSeq names its product LALA0S04e08350g1_1 (gene MKS1). The record is from RefSeq and is a predicted model, not a curated record. Gene Ontology annotation, biological process: negative regulation of transcription by RNA polymerase II; mitochondria-nucleus signaling pathway; regulation of nitrogen utilization. Bases 1 to 1743 code for a protein of 580 amino acids. Lineage: Eukaryota; Fungi; Ascomycota; Saccharomycetes; Saccharomycetales; Saccharomycetaceae. The transcript has a single exon. Gene Ontology annotation, cellular component: cytoplasm.